AAUACCAUUCCUCAAAUAUAUUCCAUCCCUCCGUCUCUCAAGUAAGCCUUUAUUAGUUGGGAUGGUUUGGAUCUUAUCUCUCAUAGAAGCCGCGUGCUGGACUCGAGAACGUUCGGAAAACACAGAAGUGGAAAGGACGGGAUUAUCUUUCGGCUUUUCAAUGCACUGACUACUGGCACACGGUGCACGGGGGCCUUUCUUAUCACGGUCAUCUCCAUCAACAAGAACGGACAAACAUCUGCACUUUCAGCGAGAUCUUAUCGACACAACAAUCUAUUGUUUCCCAGCCGGGUGUUCACAAGGCACAAUAUUUUUUUUAUCCUCAGAAAUAUUUAUCACAUAAUCGUUAACUAUACUAUCAUCUAUACUAUCAUCUUCCCAACGAAGUGAUAUACCUCAACUUGAAAUUAAAUGGUUCGGAGAUAAACAAAAUUUUAUGGUUGAUUCGACUGUUCAAAAUCUCCAAAAGUAAACAGCAAUUCAUUUCUUAAGGCUGUCAACAGUAGCCUAUAAUUCAUGUCAUGAAUUGGACUAAAUAAAAUGGUUUGUGAAAAAAAACUAAGGGAAGCACAGAGUUAAUUUGGAGUUGGAGUUUACUCCAACAGCUAUCAAGAAUCAUCAGACAGUUGUGUCUCUCAACUGUUUGUCAAGCUCUUUUUGGAUACGAACUGAUAAACAUAUGAAAAGACUGAAAAUGAUGCUGAGUCCAGACCAAGCUGAUUCCGACCUCGGAUGGGGACAAUCCGACGCAGAGUCAGUGCUCAACGACCUCAAGGUCGGGUGCCUGUCCGACGAACCAAUGGAGGGGGAGGGGAAGACGAGGUCGCUGGCCCAACCGACCCUCAGCAGGGAGGAGAAGAGACGGAGGAGACGUGCGACGGCCAAGUACCGCUCGGCCCACGCCACGCGCGAGAGGAUCCGCGUGGAAGCGUUCAAUGUGGCCUUCGCUGAACUGAGAAAGUUGCUGCCAACCCUUCCCCCUGACAAGAAACUCUCCAAGAUCGAGAUCCUUAGACUUGCAAUAUGCUAUAUCUCCUAUCUCAAUCACGUUCUGGAUGUCUAGUUGAAAUUAGUGAGAUACAUUUUCAAAUGGGAGAAUUGGACAAGGAGAAUGGAGGGACCAGAAAGAAAUAUGGGUGACAUGUCACUGGUGAAAUCGGGGAUACAUGAAAGUUGCCAGAAAGUACAAAAAAAUGGGGGAGAGAAGGAGUCUGCAUCCUACAACCUACUUAUCCAUGAUUUUGAAGAAAAUGCCUGUUUGAUAUUGCGUUUUGGUGAGGCUGGGUAACCCAGAUGAACGAAGGAAUGGAUGUAAACGGAAUGAUAUAGCUGCUUUAUAGACAUAGCAUAGUUGAUGUUUCCAUAAAGGAGAACAAGUUCAAAUGCAUUAGUGCCACUUAUGACGCAUACAAUUGUGACCUUCAUCAUUGUUAUUUAAGUUUAUGGAAUUAUUUAUUUAAAUGUGUUAAUAUUAAGGUUAUCUUAUUUAUUUAUGUUUAUAAUAGACUAACGUCUUUUAUGUAAAUGUCCAUUGUUUGUAUCAUUGUAUACAUGUAUAUUUUAGGCUGUGAUGUCGAACUUCGAAAAGGAAGUUGUUGCUCUUCAAAUGGCACUUUCUGUUUUUGUAUUAUACGUAGUUUUCUAUUGAGUUAGUACGUUACGUGUAAUGUACUGUUAUUCACGUCAUGUCUAUUGUCUAUCAGGCUAAACGAUAAGCACUUAAUCAUGUUGGGUUAAGUAAACUCAUAAAACGUCAAACUUCGUUUAGUUCCCUUAAGUGUAAAGGGGAAGGAAGUUAAUCAAAACUUAACAAUACACUGAAAACGAAUUAGCCUACUAAAGAAAAACAUACACACAAUUUCAAUUCGACUAACCGGAUAUAUAAAGCAAAAAUAUAAUUGAAUGACAUCGUUUGUGUUGAUAUCACUUUACAAUUCAGAGGCAAACCUCUUUUGCUGUGACCAAAAAUAAUUUCAAAUUAGUCUGAUUUCUAUUAAAUGUUUUUAUUUCGUUAAAAGCUAGAGGUGUUUAUUUAUAUAUCUGUCUCUGCUUUGUAUCUCAAAAAACACAAUAAGUAAUUUUAUAGCGAAGAAAAACAUAUCUUCUAUCCAAAGAUUUUUUGUCUCUUCAGGGUUGUGUACUUGUUGCUUUAUGCAGAUAUUUUGUAGUAGAGUUAUUGUGACAGCUGGUUUUUAAUGAACGCAUUUUUUAUAUUUUCCGGUGGUGUUUUUUGAUUAAAAAAAGGAAAGAAAUACAUGCUA
Salvelinus fontinalis (brook trout) is the source of this 2261-nucleotide messenger RNA. Its product is annotated as helix-loop-helix protein 2-like. Bases 680 to 1063 code for a protein of 127 amino acids. Gene Ontology annotation, biological process: regulation of transcription by RNA polymerase II. The record is from RefSeq and is a predicted model, not a curated record. The transcript is spliced from 2 exons. Lineage: Eukaryota; Metazoa; Chordata; Actinopteri; Salmoniformes; Salmonidae. Gene Ontology annotation, molecular function: protein dimerization activity; DNA-binding transcription factor activity, RNA polymerase II-specific; RNA polymerase II cis-regulatory region sequence-specific DNA binding.